GAGAAUUACGACAGUGCCUUUUUGGAACGGGUGUAUUCAGCGCCGUUGAUUUCGCUGUCAGAAUUGUUGAAAAGUAUUAUAAACAGAGGAUAUCGAAGUAGAACGAUUCGUGUCCAAUAUAGUACAUUAUCGGAGUAUCUUAAUAUUGCUGAUCAUUUGAAAAUUAUGCGGGAUUUCAAGGAUGGUGUGCCGCGAACUGCGUAUCUUGGUGUUGUAACGUGUUUCGUUUACGGGGUACGAAUUUAUAUAGCACCGAAUCCGAGCAGCUGGGAAAAGUAUGAUCCGAAAUGGGAGGCACUGCCGAGCGCAAACGAUGUCAUCACUUUCUUGUAG
Molecule: messenger RNA, 333 nt
Organism: Gongylonema pulchrum
Lineage: Eukaryota; Metazoa; Nematoda; Chromadorea; Rhabditida; Gongylonematidae
Source: the annotation of a GenBank genome assembly